This is a messenger RNA of Danaus plexippus (monarch butterfly), 1977 nucleotides long. It is a transcript of the gene CARPB, whose product is annotated as carbonic anhydrase-related protein 10. Gene Ontology annotation, molecular function: zinc ion binding; carbonate dehydratase activity. Lineage: Eukaryota; Metazoa; Arthropoda; Insecta; Lepidoptera; Nymphalidae. The transcript is spliced from 11 exons. Bases 340 to 1305 code for a protein of 321 amino acids. The record is from RefSeq and is a predicted model, not a curated record.
CUAGCGUGCAGUCGACUUUGCUGUAGCCUCUCCUGAAAAUGGCGGGAACUUUACGAUAAUACUCAAACUUUAAUUCGGUACUAAAACAUUGUUUAUAUUAAAAAGAUUUGAAGUAAACUUUUUUGUAUACAUUUUAAUAAUCAAGUUGUGUAAAUUACCUGAUAGUUUUAAUGGGUAACAAAAUGACUAAUAAAAAUCCAAGAUGGCAACAAUUGUUACCAGAACAAUUAUAGUAUGAUUGGUUUCAUAUGAUGAAAAAACUUAAAGGAAACAAAUGUGUGACUGUUUUAACACCAUAGACAAUUUCAACGGCCGCAGUCAAAAACUAUGUCAUAGACAAUGCAUAGCCUCCUUGGAGCGGCAAUAGCGUCGGCGUUUCUGCAAAUAUUACUGUCCUUCACUGCCGUGAGUGGCGUCAGCUGGGAGGAAUGGUGGACCUACGACGGCAUUUCAGGUCCGGCGUUUUGGGGUCUGAUCAAUCCGGAAUGGUCGCUAUGCAACAAGGGACGGAGGCAAUCCCCCGUCAACCUCGAGCCCGAGAAGUUACUCUUCGAUCCGAACCUGAGAUUUUUACAUAUAGAUAAGCAUAGAAUAAACGGACUGAUCAGCAACACUGGCCACUCGGUAAUAUUCACCGUGGAAAAUGAGACUCGCCAUCACAUAAACAUAACGGGUGGACCCCUCUCUUAUAAAUAUCAAUUUCAUGAAAUCCAUAUUCAUUAUGGAUUACACGAUCAAUUUGGAUCGGAGCACGCUGUCAAUGGCUAUUCCUUUCCCGCUGAGAUACAAAUAUUUGGUUUCAAUUCACAGCUUUAUUCAAACUUCUCAGAGGCUUUACAUAAAGCUCAAGGAAUUGUUUCCAUUUCUUUGCUCCUGCAGCUAGGGGAUUUAUCGAAUCCCGAGUUAAGAAUAUUGACAGAGGAGUUAGAAAAUAUAAAGUACGGAGGCGCCGAGAUGCCUGUCAACCGGCUGUCAGUGAGGGGUCUUCUGCCCGAUACGGACUAUUACAUGACGUACGACGGAUCAACCACAGCCCCCGCCUGCUACGAGACUGUUACCUGGAUAAUAAUUAACAAACCCAUUUACAUAACGAAACAACAGCUGCACGCCCUGAGGCGAUUGAUGCAGGGCGACGCGAGGCACCCGAAGGCCCCGCUCGGGAAUAAUUUCAGGCCCCCUCAGCCACUACACCACCGGGCAGUUAGAACUAACAUUGACUUUGACUUGAGCAAGUACCCAGGCAAGACAUGCCCCAGCAUGCACCGAGACAUGCAUUACAAGGCGAAAAGUUGGACGCAGUAUUGAAUAUUGGACGCAGUAUUGUUUGGUUUCGGUAGGCAUUCGUUAAUAUUGUAGCCAAUUAUAGUCAAUUUAAUAAAUAGCUUUUUGUAAGUUGUAUAUAACUUUUGUAAAUAAAAUAUCGCUUCCAUAAGAGCUGAACUGUGUACCUUUAGUGGAUUAUUGUAACUACGCUGGAGUAAUGUAUAGAUUUAUUAGAAAAUGACAAAAUUAAUUAUUAAACCCAUAACAACAUUAUAUAUAGUGUUAAAAUUAAUAUAUAUAAGGGAAUAGAUUUUCAAAAUUUCUUCUCAUUAUUAUCAUUCAAUAGAUAUAUACAUAGGUAGUAAUUAUUCAUUGUUAGCAAAACAUUAUUUGUAAUACUUUUAUCAAUUGUUAAAUUAACUUAAGAUGAUUUCUUUGUAAAAUUUGAAAGCUUAACAUAUUAUUUAGUAAACAGUAGUUAAAAUAUUGUUUAAAUUUUUAAGAAUACAUAUCGUAUUUUAGCAUAGCGAUACUGCUAUAACCAGUAUAAGUCAUAUCAAAUAUAUAAAGAUUAGUUAUUAUAGGUCUUCUGUAAGGCAACAGCUUUAAUGUCGUCUUAGAAUAAUUUCGAAUGACAAGAAUGUAAUGAUUUUCCGUUUGGCUUAUAAAGUACAGAUGUAGAUAUUGAUUGUUAAAUAAAAUAAUACUUUCCUG